ACUUAUACGUAGAGUGAGCUAACGGCUGCCACGUAGGAUCAUCGAAACGGCACCGUUGGAACCGGAACCAAACCGGACAAGAGGAGAAAUCUCCGAUUACCUGAUUUGGUUAACCUCCGUUAUUAAACUAGACGACAGAGAGAAUACUCAGAGAGAAGCCGCCGCCAAAAAGAAAACCCUAAAGAUGGAGGAAGAAAGCAAGGCGAAGAUCGAGGAAACGGUGCGAGAGAUUCUGAAGGAAUCGGACAUGACGGAGAUGACAGAGUUCAAGGUCCGUAACCUCGCUUCGGAGAGACUCGGCAUCGAUCUCUCAGACAAAUCUCACAAGGCGUUCGUACGCGGCAUCGUCAAGUCGUUCCUCGAAGAAGUGGAGUCGAAACAACAACAACAACAGGACAAGGAAGAGGAAGAGGAAGAAGAAGAAGAAAGAGCUAAGGAGGGAAACAAAGAGUUUGACGAUGACGGCGAUCUCAUCAUUUGCAGGCUGUCGGAUAAGAGGAGAGUGACGAUUCAGGAGUUUAGAGGAAAGAGUUUGGUUUCCAUCAGAGAGUAUUACAAGAAAGACGGCAAAGAGCUUCCUUCUUCUAAAGGAAUAAGCUUAACAGACGAACAAUGGUCAACGUUCAAGAAAAAUAUUCCAGCUAUCGAAGCUGCUGUCAAGAAAAUGGAAUCGCGUGUCUGACGAACUUGUGGUUGAUUCUGCUUUCAGAAACAUAUGCAAGUGUCUUGUUGAAUCAGUGGUGCAAAAUGUUAUUGUGUUUAUGUAACUUAUUUUCUUUCUUCGGUUGGUCGUAAUGUGUUUCUAAGAGGACCUGGCGAACGAGCCACUAUCAUCAGAGUAUUCAGUAGUACUUGGCCCUGUUCGUUUGCUCACCCAGGUGAUCCAUCUGGGUGAAGAUGCAAAUUGAUGUUCGUUUAGUGUA
Brassica napus (rape) is the source of this 923-nucleotide messenger RNA. Its product is annotated as RNA polymerase II transcriptional coactivator KELP. Bases 185 to 682 code for a protein of 165 amino acids. Gene Ontology annotation, biological process: positive regulation of transcription initiation by RNA polymerase II. The transcript has 3 exons. The record is from RefSeq and is a predicted model, not a curated record. Gene Ontology annotation, molecular function: transcription coactivator activity; DNA binding. Lineage: Eukaryota; Viridiplantae; Streptophyta; Magnoliopsida; Brassicales; Brassicaceae.